This is a messenger RNA of Aphis gossypii (cotton aphid), 2832 nucleotides long. Its product is annotated as neurogenin-3-like. NCBI's taxonomy places the organism in Eukaryota, Metazoa, Arthropoda, Insecta, Hemiptera, Aphididae. The record is from RefSeq and is a predicted model, not a curated record. Gene Ontology annotation, molecular function: protein dimerization activity. The transcript has 2 exons. The coding region runs from base 309 to 1247 and encodes 312 amino acids.
CGGUAGAGAUCAGUCCUCGCCGCUGCACGGCAGUCUUGUCUCCGGAGCCUCGCACGAGAGACUUGAACGACCGGCACCGUGCUUCACCAGCCAGUCGGACAUCGUACGUCGUCGACGCGCGAGUUCUCAUUGCCGCGACUCUUUGGUGGUGUUAAACGUUUUCGAUCAAACGAUCGAUUUUUCUCAAGUUCAGCGAUGAAUUUUGAUUGUCAUUUGCAGUGAAUAAGUGAUUUUUUUUCGCAUAAAGCAUACACGGUUUUUUAUUGUUGUUAAAACUGAUUUUAUUUAAUUCACGCACUUCCGUGAAAAUGGCUGAGUUUGACGCGAACAAUAACAGUGCACCGCCGUUACCGGAAAAAGCGCAGGAAAAAUAUUCUUUACGACCCAGAGCGUCGCUGAAACGCGAAGAACCCGACGAGGAUCAUGAAGAUAGUUGGAAACCUACAACUCGGGGUCGAUCCACCAAACGACGGCAAAAACCUAAGCCCCUGAGCAGGUACCGAAGGAAGACGGCGAACGCGCGUGAGAGGAGCCGGAUGCGGGAGAUCAACGAAGCUUUCGAAGCGCUCCGUCGGGCCGUGCCACACCUGGCGGUGGACGCACACAACGAAAAGUUGACCAAAAUCACCACUCUCCGGCUGGCCAUGAAGUACAUCUCGGCGCUCAGCGGACUUCUGACCUCGGCGCCCGGCGCCCAAUCUUCGUCGUCGUCAACCACCGCGGCCGCAGCCAUAGCCGCAGCUACGACCACCAUCUGCGGCGGCGGCGGCAGCGGAGGAGUAAUCGGGACGGCAGCAAUGUCAUCGCCCUCGUUGUCGUUGCCGACCACCACCGAUCACCUGGCCGCGCUUGGCUGCUGUCUAUCGCCUUCGACUUCCGACGACGUGGACUCGCUUCUCAGCGAGUAUGCGUCCGACUUACUCUGCGGCGGCGGCGGAGGCAGCGAGUGCUCUUCCAGUGCCGCGUCCACCGUCGGGUUUCUCGCCGAUCACCAUCACCACCAUCAUUCGUCCGCGUUCCUGCGGGACUUGCCGGGUGCGGCCGCCACUUACUCGCUGUCUCCGUCGUCGUGCUCCACGUCGGCCACCGACGUCGUGGGUUUCCCGUCGCCGCUGCUAUCCGCCGACUUCCCGGUGGACGUGGCCGCUGCGUUCAUGCCGUUUGCCGACCACCCGUUGCCGCCAAUCGACUUCAACGGCGACCCGUACAUGUUCGAAGACAACUUCGCGUGCACCGAGUUUAGCUAGACCUCGGUUGGGUGUCGUCGUCAAGGUGCCAUAUAUAUAUAUUUACACAUAUACGCAUUCAGCGUGCGUAAAUUUUUUUGUACGUUUCUCGCGGGAUUUUGUGAGAAAAAUUGUGUCGACAUUUUUUUUUUCCAUCGAGAAAAUGUGAUAAGUUUCUCGUUUCGACGUACCCUGCUAACGAGUAGCUGGUGAACAUGCCUACGAUGUUUGUACAGUGAUGUGUUGUACGCGUCGCUUACUUCCGUCACGGCUGAUCGCGUCUACGUCGACCGUCAGUCUUAUACGUGUACAAAUGUUUUCCCUUCGAUUUUCUCUCAAAUAUAUUUUCAACUGUGAUAUACUGUUCCCCCGUAUUAAGUGGCGGUGGCCGUCGAUUUCGACAACUCCACCUCUCCCCACAACCCGUCUAUACUCUUGCCAGUAAAUCGGUUACCCGCGUUGUAAUGACAUUGUGUGUGCGUGUGUGCUCCCAAGUAAAUAAUUAUUCUAUUUGUUUUAAAUAACGAAACGUGUACGUCUAUCCUAUUCAAUGGAUAAUAGGUAAUAAUAAUAAUAAUAAACCGAUCUAACGUUUUUAAAUCCGACUGGUGAAACUGGUUAUUAUUUAUUCUAUAAGACUAUAUUAUAUUUCUAUAUAAUGUACAAUAUACCUAUUUUUCCCUUCAGAUCCUUCUUCGGUUUUCUUGUACAUAAUAUUUUACACUUUAUACACGUCCCGGAACCAUAUUCUAACUAUCUCUACACAUAUCGUCGUAUAAUCGCGAUUUAAACAAAAUACAAAUCCUGACUUUUCGAUUUAUCAUUGUUUUUACGCGCUAUGAAAAAAAAAAAAAAAAUGAUAAACGGGUUUUUACGAUUAGGUUUUUUGAUUUUGCGAUCAUCUUGAUUAUAGAUUGUUUUUACAAACGUUGUACGGGAAGUAGUAGGUACUCGUGAUAUCUCUGCGUAAUCAUUUUGUUUUCACAGCCGAUGAUUUAUAUUGACGGCCAAUAUGUCCCGGACGAAUUAAAAAAUCAACUCAUCCGACCUCCUGUCGAGUCUAAAUAUAAUAACUGACGUAUACGCAGACGCGUUUAAAUAUUGGCUUAGGGUAAUAUACCUAUUUUAUUAUAUUAUAAUUUAUAAUAUUCUCAGCACACACACAUAUAUGUACAAGACUAUGAGAUUCAACACCUUUUUAUUUUUUCACCAUUUGCUAUGUGCAGCUUCAUGAUGAUGUACGUACGACGUACGUAGUAUAUUGUUCUCGCGUCCGCGCACAUGAGUUUAUUCGACUUUGUCUUAUUUUUAUAAACUUUUUGGAUGGUAUGCAUUUGCACACCGAUGAAUUUCUUCGCGUCUAUUGUACCCGAUGAAAAAACGGGUAUUUCGGUUUUUUUUCUAUUGUCUUUUUGUUACCUUUAGCGUUAUGGCGUCGUUUAGUGUUAUAAUUAUACUAUAUAUAUAUAUGUUGUAGAUAAUACACAAUAUAUACAUGAUAUAUUUGUACGUUAAGUUUUGUAAACUAAAAUCAUAUAUACUUGUACAUAAAAUUGAUUAUUAUUAUAUAAUUAUUUUUCAAUAAAUUAUUCAUAUUAUAAAUGUG